GCGGCCGCUCUGCGCACGGGGUCGGUGGUGAGCGGAGCCAACAUGGCGGCGGCGGCGGAGGGGCCGGGGUUCGAGCACAUGGGGCUGGACCCGAGGCUGCUGCGGGCAGUGUCGGAGCUGGGCUGGGGCCGCCCCACGGCUGUGCAGGCUCAGGCGCUGCCGCUGGCGCUGGAGGGUCGGGACCUGCUGGUGAGAGCCAGGACAGGCUCCGGGAAAACCGGAGCCUAUGGAUUGGGGCUGCUGCAGCACGUGCUGAGGGCCAGGGAGGUAGCUCAGGCUGUGCCUCAGGCUGUCCGUGCUCUGGUUCUGGUUCCCUCCCGGGAGCUGUCCCUGCAGGUCCUGCGCUGCCUGCGCCGGUUGGCGGCUGCCACCGACGUGCGGGUGGCUGAGCUGGGUGACGGGGACCCCGCGGCUCUGCGGCCGGUGCUGGCGGCACAGCCGGAUGUGCUGGUGGGGACACCGGGCCGGGUGCUGGCACAGCUCAAUGCCCACACUCUGGUGCUGAGGCACUCGCUGGAGCUGCUGGUGCUGGAUGAGGCUGAUCUGCUCCUGGGCUUCGGCUGCCUCGAGGACAUCAAGGCCCUGCUCUGCCACCUGCCCAAGAUCUACCAGGCACUGCUGAUGUCAGCCACGUUCAGCCCUGAUGUGGAGGCACUGAAGGAGCUGGUGCUGCACAACCCGGUGCGGCUGUGCCCGGCGCAGGCUCCGCUGCCAGGCCCAGCUCAGCUGCGGCAGUUGGUGCUUCGCUGUGGCACAGCCGAGGACAAGGUGCUGGUGCUGGUGGCUCUGCUGCGGCUGCGGCUGCUCCGUGGCCGGGCCCUGCUCUUCGUGUCCUCCCUGCCCCGGUGCUACCGGCUCAAGCUGCUGCUCGAGCAGUUUGGCAUCGGUGCCUGUGUCCUCAACCCCGAGCUGCCGGCGAGAUCCCGGUGUCACAUCAUAGCCCAGUUCAACCGCGGCAUCUAUGACUACAUCGUGGCCACGGAUGAGGAGGCGCCAGGACCGGAGCCGGUGCCGGAGCCGGAGCCGAAGCAGCCACAGCGCAAGAAGCGCCGGGGACCAGCACAGGGGAAGGCCACAGACCCCGAGUUCAGUGCCGCUCGUGGCAUCGACUUCCAGGACGUGGCUGCUGUCAUCAACUUCGAUGUGCCUGUCACCGUGGAGGCCUAUAUCCAUCGUGUGGGGAGGACAGCGCGGGCUGACAACCCUGGCACGGCACUGACACUGGCACUGCCGGACGAGGAGGAGAACAUGGCUCGUAUUGAGGACGCACUGGCUGCAGACAACGGGGAGUCCAUGCUGCAGCCCUACAAGUUCUGCAUGGAGGAGAUCGAGGGGCUGCGGUACCGCUGCCGGGACGCCAUGCGCGCGGUCACCAAACAGGCAGUGAAGGAGGCGAGGCUGCGGGAGAUCAAGGACGAGCUGCUCAACUCCGAGAAGCUCAAGGUGUACUUCGAGGACAACCCCCGGGACCUGCACGUUCUGCGCCACGACCGCCCCCUGCACCCGGCUGUGGUACAGCCUCACCUCCGCAACGUGCCCGACUACCUGGUGCCCCACAGCCUCCGCGCCAGCCUCACACCCGGCAUCAAGAAGCGCAAGGGGCAGCGGCUGCCCCACACCGGAGCCUCCCGCAGGGGGGGGGUGAGGUGCCGCAGAUCCGGGAACCCUCUGCAGAGCUUCAAGUACUCCCAGCGCCGGAGCAAGCGUCCUGGUGCUGCGGCACCAUCCUGACCCCCCCGGCCCCCCCCGCACCCCAUUGCUGUGCCAAUAAAGGUGCCUGUGCCCCAGG
Melopsittacus undulatus (budgerigar) is the source of this 1789-nucleotide messenger RNA. It is a transcript of the gene DDX56, whose product is annotated as DEAD-box helicase 56. Gene Ontology annotation, molecular function: ATP binding; RNA helicase activity; nucleic acid binding. The record is from RefSeq and is a predicted model, not a curated record. NCBI's taxonomy places the organism in Eukaryota, Metazoa, Chordata, Aves, Psittaciformes, Psittaculidae. The transcript is spliced from 14 exons. The coding region runs from base 43 to 1731 and encodes 562 amino acids.